CCUUGGCACUCCUCUCAUGCAUCUGCACAGAAAACGUCUCUCUACUCUUAAGCUCUCUCAAACCCCAAUUCAUUUCACACCCUAUACUCAUAAGAGUCAUGGCUUUCUCACGUGCCAUGCUCAUGCUAACCCUAAUGCUAGCUCUCAUAGCCACCUCCAUUGCUCAAGGCCCAACAUCAUCACCACCAACAAUGCCACCAACAAGUGUCUCAACCCCACCAUCUAGCAGUGCUGCACCCCCACCAAAUACACCCACUCCAUCACCUGCCACGACAGCCCCAACAGCUGCCCCCCCAGUCUCGUCACCUUCACCAAUGAUGUCCCCAGCUCCUUCAGGAACCCCACCAAUGAGCCCUGGCCCAAGUUCAAGCCCACCGUCUUCACCAAAGGCUCCUGAAGCACCAGCACCAGCUCCCGGACCACCAGCACCACCUCCCGGACCACCAGCACCACCUCCCGGACCACAAGCAUCACCUCCACCUGCGUCGCCACCUGCGUCGUCACCAGGAAAUGGAGCUUUUGUUCAUGGAAAUAGAAUGGCCUUGUCGGCAUUGCUUGGAGGAGUAGCAUUUCUGUUUGUUUAGUUACAACAUUUCUUGUAAGAGCUUAGCUUGAUGUAGAUUAUGAUCAUGAUGUUAUCUGUGUAUUCUUUUUGUCUUUUAACUUUGCUUUUCUUGUUUCUUCUGGAUGUUUCUUCGAUGAGCUGCAUUUGUUUUUGAAUGUUUUAGAUAUAUAAUUAAUUGUGUUGCAGCUCUUGUGUAGAAGCAUUUUGGCUUUAGCUGAAUAAAGAUCUUAUUCUUGAU
Populus nigra (black poplar) is the source of this 803-nucleotide messenger RNA. RefSeq names its product lysine-rich arabinogalactan protein 19-like. The coding region runs from base 99 to 584 and encodes 161 amino acids. The transcript has a single exon. Lineage: Eukaryota; Viridiplantae; Streptophyta; Magnoliopsida; Malpighiales; Salicaceae. The record is from RefSeq and is a predicted model, not a curated record.